AUUUUCAAUAGGGGUAAACACAGAAGCCGCCUAAUUACGCAUGCGCACAAGAUCUCACGCUGAUAGUUUUUAUCAAGAAAUACAAAAUUAACACUGCAAGAUGACAGCACUUCCUAUGAACCCGAAGCCAUUCCUGAAUGGGCUUACAGGAAAACCAGUGCUGGUGAAACUCAAGUGGGGCAUGGAGUACAAAGGCUACCUGGUCUCUGUCGACGGAUACAUGAAUCUACAGCUUGCAAACACAGAAGAAUUGAUUGACGGGACUCUGACGGGCAAUUUGGGAGAGGUCUUGAUAAGGUGCAAUAACGUUCUAUACGUUCGUGGAGUGGAGGAAGAGGACGAGGAAGGAGAGAUGAAGGACUGAUCUACCGUGACUGAUUUAUGAUUAAUUGUAACAUUGAUCCACAUACGGUUGAACAUCUGUACAUAUGCAUUGAUCAACAUUUUAUUCUUGGAUUAAGAGAUCAUGAUGCAACUCCAGGUCUUACAUCUAGUUUGUUAUUGUUGUCAUUUUUAUGCGCUUAAGACAGUUUAAUUCUUGUACAAUUUUUUAAAGAAAAGACAACGGUAAGUGAAAGGAAAAAAGAAACUAUUAACCAUUCAAAAAUGGAAUUUUUAGGCUCGUAUGUUAGCCUAGGGAAUAAUAUUUGUUCAUCUGUUAUGUGAAACCAUUUAGUAAAUAACGGUUUCAGGAUUUGAAAUAAAACUGUUGAGUUUAAAGACAAACAUUUGAUAUUGUUAACUGACCAAUAAUGUUUUUGUUUUGCUAAUAAAGAAUAGGUGAAACAAAA
Messenger RNA from Dreissena polymorpha, 791 nucleotides. Its product is annotated as small nuclear ribonucleoprotein F. Lineage: Eukaryota; Metazoa; Mollusca; Bivalvia; Myida; Dreissenidae. Gene Ontology annotation, molecular function: RNA binding. Bases 101 to 364 code for a protein of 87 amino acids. The transcript is spliced from 4 exons. Gene Ontology annotation, biological process: spliceosomal snRNP assembly; mRNA splicing, via spliceosome. Gene Ontology annotation, cellular component: catalytic step 2 spliceosome; U1 snRNP. The record is from RefSeq and is a predicted model, not a curated record.